Megachile rotundata (alfalfa leafcutting bee) is the source of this 8970-nucleotide messenger RNA. It is a transcript of the gene FoxP, whose product is annotated as forkhead box transcription factor P. Gene Ontology annotation, biological process: regulation of transcription by RNA polymerase II. Gene Ontology annotation, molecular function: DNA-binding transcription factor activity, RNA polymerase II-specific; RNA polymerase II cis-regulatory region sequence-specific DNA binding. The record is from RefSeq and is a predicted model, not a curated record. NCBI's taxonomy places the organism in Eukaryota, Metazoa, Arthropoda, Insecta, Hymenoptera, Megachilidae. Gene Ontology annotation, cellular component: nucleus.
AGAGGGGAAGGGGAUACGAAUCGCGUAAACAGAGAGUCAACAUGUAAACAGGCCACUCGCGAGACAAACAACGUGGGGGCCGCGGGCUGUUCACCGAACGCGAGGCAGCCAGGCUCUCGCCUGUUCGUUCGUACGUUCUCUGCUGGCAUUCGUGUGUGCUUCGUUUCCGUCCGUCGAUCCGUCUGUUCUCUCUCUGGCGUUGAAUUUAUCGAAUCUCGUGGCCGGCGUCGACGGUGCCGGUGUUCCACACCGCCAAUUCACGGGCAUCGAUCGUCCGUGCGCGGUGUUCGCCGUUCAAUAUCGAUAAUAGGCCGAACCGUGUCGCGAUCUAUCGCGGGAUCAAUGGUGCGCGUACGCGUCGCACGCGAGAUUCAAGGUUAAUCGCGCAGAUUUUGGAGCGGACUCGUGUUCACCGGUUCAGUGCACGUGUUUUCCCCGUUUACCUGGAGUGCGACGACUGUGCCGCGAAUGUGACGGUCGUGCCACCAAUGAGGAACGAGGUUUUAUUAUCGAUGUUGCCGAAUACCAAUGACCCUUCGCCGAGUCGGUGCAAAGAGGAAGGUUAUAUAGCGAGCGUUUUCGUCCCGGCCCCUCAGUAGCGUGUCGCGGUUCGAAUAUAGAAAAUGCGAACGAUCGGUAUCCGCGAUACCUGCCGUUUAACCGCCGCGUUACAACCGCGUGAUCUUCGCCUGUUAUAGUUCAGUGGACUUGGCUGGUGGUGUUUCGUCGUGACACCUGGCAAGUACGUCGGAAUGCUUCGACCGUGCGUGUUUCCCUCGUUAUACGGAGAGUUAGUUAAUCGGUUAGUUGGUUAGUUACUUAGUUUCGAUGCAGAGUCCGUGGCGGUGUGUAUCGUGUUACCGGAAAAUCGAUUAGUGUGCCCGGCGCGUGAAAAUCGACCUACCACGCUGACUCGAGAGAGGAACAUUCCAGCGUGGAUCGUCAACAGGUGUACGCCCUAAUGAUACACCGACCAGACGAUGGAUAUUGCUGUUAACAUCCGUGUACAGUGAAGAGGAGGUGCUCCGCUGCGGUCUCGCGUGAAUCAUUAGUUUCUUGCAGCGGUCCGGCUACCACGUGAGUCAGUGGUGUAUACUUCCCAGGCUUCUGAGACAGUGUGACAUGGCUUGUUAAUGGACACAUCGGUGAGAAUCCGUUCGACAACGGUUCCUGGGGAAAGGAGCAGUUUCAGCCAUCCACGGUUCCUUGGCAGCUGAAUCCGCGCGGCCACGCUCGUCCCAGUGACGAUGGCAUAAUGGAUCAUGACACAGACGGAGACGGCGCGAUCAACUUGUCAACGUCACAGCGACCCUCCGCCGCCACUACCCCGAAUGGUGACACCCCCUCGUACGGCCAAGAUCAACAAGACAACGACCAGGCUACUUCGCUGUUUGCAGCCCUGAAGCAGCAUCAACAACAACCUCGCGACAGUGUUUCCUCGUCGAGGGAGCGCGAGAAUCGAGAACGAGAUCGACUGUCGGUCCGUAACCGUGAAAACACCAGGAGCAACGAGUUAAGUGGCGGCGUAACGGAACAACAACAGCAGCAGCAACAACAGCAACAGCAGCAGCAACAACAACAGCAACAGCAACAAGACCUCACGAUCGAGUACCAGAGCAAUGGAAAGCUCAGUCCCGCUGGGCUCGCAGUGACAACAGCACCCAUGACCCAGCAAAAGCAACCUAUCAUCACGCAGCAAUCGCAACAGCCCAGUUCCGGGGCACCAGGUCCCCAACCGAGCCCCCAUCAAAGUCCACAAGCCCCGCAGAGGGCUUCUCCACCGAAUCCUUCGCAAGGUCCUCCGCCCGGAGGACCGCCAGGGGCACCACCCUCUCAGAAUCCCUCGCAGAUGAUGCUCAAUCCGGCGAGCGGCAUCCAUCAGAUGCAACAGUUGUUGCAACAGCAUAUACUCAGCCCUACGCAGCUGCAGUCCUUCAUGCAGCAGCACACGCUAUACCUGCAGCAACAACAGCAGCAACACCAUCAGGACACCACCUCGGAGCAUGCGUCAAAUCAAGAACGAUUCGGCUACUUUUCCUCCCUAAAGGACCACCAACAUCAGUUCGCAGAGCUGGGUAGGAAGAAGCUGGAACAGGCGAUACAGCAGUUGCAGGAGCAGUUGCAGCUGAACGUGAUCCAGCAGUCUCAUCUGUUGCAAACGGCCGACAAGAAGAAGGCGUCAGCGCCUCUUCAGCAAUUGGCGCUCCAGCAGCAACGUUUGAUCCAGCAACUUCAGAUCACGCAGAGCCAGUAUCUCCUUCAGCAAGGGCUGGGUCUUCAGGGACACAAUCCUUCUUCGGGUCUGCAACCUGGUGAAGGGCUACCGAUGUGGAAAUCGGAGACACUGGAUGGCCCUGAAUCCCAUCAGAACUCGAACGUCCCAAAAUCUGGGGCCGGACUGAACGGACUUCUGAAUUCGACAGUGUCGAGUCGGCGAUCGGAGAUGAACGGAACCACUCCACUGGACGAGAAACCGUUGGACGUUUCCUCGAACGACAAGGCUCAUCCCCUCUACGGUCAUGGGGUCUGCAAGUGGCCAGGCUGUGAAGUUAUUUGUGAAGACUAUCAAGCAUUCCUUAAACAUUUAAACACGGAACACACGUUGGAUGACCGAUCGACGGCGCAAGCCAGAGUUCAGAUGCAAGUGGUCUCGCAGCUGGAGAUUCAGUUGCAGAAGGAACGGGACCGGUUAACCGCCAUGAUGCACCAUCUGCACAUGGCGAAACAAAUGGCUUCCCCCGAACCACCAAAGUCGUCCGAGUCAUCGACGGGCUCGAGUAUACCAAAGUUAAAUCUCUCCACCGCCCUGAUGAGCCAACCACCUCCAAACUUCGGUGUCUCCCAAGUGUCUCCUGUCUCGAUGUCCGCCCUGGUCUCGGCUGUGAGGUCGCCAGCAGGUAGCCAACAGCAACCAUCCGGUGGAGCACCCAUGCCACCCAUUCCUAACAUGUCGAACAUGUCUGGACUGCCUCCGUUUUCGAACAUGCCAGGCAGUAUGCAGAGCAUGGCAGGACCCGUUAGGCGACGUAUCAGCGACAAAUUAUCGCUGGCAGGAGGACUGUAUGACGAGGGCACUGUAAGGCGCAGAGUAGCCGUCGAUAGAUCUGGAAUAGAUAUUAACGAAGAAAUUCAACGAAAUAGGGAAUUUUACAAGAACGCCGACAUCAGACCGCCGUUCACGUAUGCAUCCUUAAUCCGACAGUCCAUCAUUGAGUCACCGGAGAAGCAACUGACGCUGAACGAGAUCUACAAUUGGUUCCAGAACACAUUCUGCUACUUCCGGCGUAACGCAGCAACGUGGAAGAACGCAGUGCGACACAACCUGUCUCUCCACAAAUGUUUCAUGCGAGUCGAAAACGUGAAAGGCGCCGUAUGGACGGUGGACGAAGUGGAGUUUUACAAGAGACGUCCUCAACGCGCUUGCAGCACGACCGGGGGUGUCCCGUCGAAGAGUCCAACCUUGACCCAUAGUCCAACCAUGUACGGUGACGCGUUAAACGCCAAUAUCCAGUAUUUCCAGGCGACACUCGGAGACUCGAAUAUGGGAUUUCUCAGCAACUCGAUGUGCACGUCGAUGACAACGAGUCCCGACAAGGAGCACGUGUUAGCCCACAACGAUUUAAUGUCGCCGUUGGAUGAACCAGCCGUGCACAUAAAACAGGAGGGCCAAAGUCCGGAGGGGGGUAAACUCACGAGAUUAAUAAAACGAGAGCUGGUCGACGCACCGGCGGAGCAAGAGGGCGAAGAAGAUCAGGUGGACGAGAGGGAGUAUCCCGAAAGCCACGGACACGAUUCCGGCCAGGACGAAGACGUGGCCGAAGACCUGUCGAUGGCACCCGACAUAAUGACCCCCGAAGAUCAGAUCGAGGCGUAGUAUCGUUCCUCGAGAAACGAUUAGGUUCGAGCUGUCGCGUUGAAGUCCGGUCGUGUAAGAAGAAGCUACCUGUUCCUCGUCGGUGGAGAACCAGGACCAGGAAGCGUAAAGUGGUGAAAAAUGAAAAAGCGAAAUAAAACGAAGACGCGAAGAGGACGAUGAAGGCCCCUAGGACCAGCCGCUCCUUCGUAAGAGACCCCCCUCACCCCUCACUCAUCAUAUCCGAAGCCGUGAUACGUUCGAAGCGGCUUUAAAAGGUAAAGACAAGAGGAAUAGAAGCGAACAGAGGCACUGAACGUACGCUGUGCGUGAUCGAUCACGACGAACAAAUCGACCCGAAUCGAUCGUCGCGAUCCUUCGAUCCAUAUCCUUACUCAAGCAAUCGCGAACAACGAUGUAUUUUCUGUUCUUCUUCCAUUUCGUUUCGGAACCGCGGUUAUAUCUCUAUAUACAUGUAUACAUAAGUAUAUACAUAUACAUAUAUCUCUAACACCCUCUCUCACACUCUCUUUCUCUCUUUCUCUUUCGUGUACAUUGCAUUAGCGAGUAAAUGAAGAAGGGAAACCAAUCGCAUCCGCUGUAGUUCGUGACGUUUCGACGAACGGGUCACCCUUCAAGAGCAAAGGGGAAAAGAGAACCUUCAGCCUGAUCUUCGUGACUCGUUUCGGCUUCCGGCAUCGUGGAUACUCGCGCGUGUACGACCGCCUCUUUCGAGUGAAUGCGCGUUCCGCGUGCUACGCUGAUCGCGACUCCCAUUUCUGGACCAAUUUCAAUCAAGAAAAUUACCAUUAUUCGAAACGUUUCGUUUUUCACUUUAGAAUUUGAUUCGAUAUUUUGAUCGCCACGAAAAAUGGCAGCGCAUGAUCACCAUAGAUUAGAAUCGCAAUUGCUCGAAGUACGAAAGUUUAAAAUUUUUGCUUUUAGCGUAAAUGAAUUUGGCAAUUAGCGUAAAGAGUUGAUUUAUCGCGAUUCAAGGUACAAUCAAAGUCGAACGAUAAAUACGAAUCGCGAUUAGAAGAGCACGCGGAACACUCGCCUGAGGAUAUUAGUAAGAGCGGUGAGGGUGAAUAGGAAUGGUUGGAAAAUUAAAUUUAAGAUAAAAUUGCGAAGCUGCGACGGUGGCGACGGGUACGCGCGGGAACGACUGACCCUUUUUAGUCUUAAAUGUAUAUCGUUCGUGGUAAUUAGGAUAUCGUGAGGAUCAAAAUCUCUCGUGAUGUAAAAGGAUACCGGGGACUCCUUUCGAAAGGAGCCUCGUUCUCUAAUAUCAGACACUUAAGGUUAAGGAAGCGUUCGCGUACGAGGCACGAGCGCAAUCCCGACGUGCCCGGCCGUUGCUCUCUUGCUAAUUACUGUAUAGUUUAGGAGAAAUUAAUUAAGUAAGUAGUUUCGUAACGAUCGACGAUCAUAAACGUCGACGAUUCCGCGAGGAAGAACGUACACGCGCGCGUAUCCUUGCAGUUUUCGAUCGCGAUUACUUUCGAGCUCGUUCACGAAUUACGGAAUAAAGGAUGGAGAAAGGAAAAGAACGCGAUGAAGGGAGUUCGAAACGAGAAAGAAACAAAACACAAGAAGCGGAUGCCACGAAAGCACUUAUAAAUAAAUUCAAUUACUAUGUAUGCAUAUACAUAUACAUAUAUUAAUACGUAUACGUAUCGGAAAUUAUAAGAAAAUUAGAUAUCGAUGACCCAACCCCUGUUCACCAUUUUCCCUCCAAAUUCUAAAACAACCAUCGCUCUCCAACUUUCCGCUCCUAGUCCUGUGUAAUCAAGCUCGGUUCCGAAUUGAAAGAAAGGCAAUACGACUGGAUAGAAUCGUCGCGUCCGAAAAUGUACGAGGGGUCGUUACUCGUCGGUCUUCGAACCCCUGAAACACGUCGAGUUUAGGUCGAAAGCGUGCUCAGGUCGGUAUGGGAGAAUUUUUUUUGGAGAUCUCUCGCGGUCAGAGAUCACCACGAAUAAAUCGAUUUCGUUUCGAUGAUCGUCGACGGCCACCGAGGAUUUGUGAAUCGUGCUGUUCGAAUCGCGUUAAACAGCGACCGGAACACGAUCGCGUGUGAUAUAUUUCCGUUCGAGAGCCGUAGCCACGCGGAGGAUACCGUUUGUUUGUAAUAUUUUUGUAAAUUGAAUUCGUUCUCGAGGACGUUAGAGACGUGUGCUCGCUCGUGUAGAUAGCUUUUAGGAUCGGGCCUUCUCCCCUUAAUUGCCAGGGUAAUUAUUAAUCGACGACGAGAAUACUUCCGUCGUGUCGGUGACGCGAAACGUGUUAGACAUGAAUCAUCUAUCGUGAUCGGUUAAAUCGAGACAAGACACAUCGAUCGAAGUUUCUCGCGUCUUGACGUUUUAACGAUUUUUCUAGUAAGGACAAAUUAUUCAUCUUUGGGUGUCUAUAUUAGCUCGACUCUACUUAGUAAUAUUAGCACAACGAGAAGUUACGAGUCAUCUUUGUUUUUUCUUUUCUUUUACGCAACGUUAUUCGCCUCGAGUUUAGUCGGUUUCUCGCGUCGUUCGAAUCCAAAUCACCAGAUUAUUCUCUUAUUUUCAUUCCUCUUAAUCCUUUCGCUACCAAACGGCGUAUUAACCCUCGAAGCAUGAAUCGAUAACAAUUUCAAUUUACUUUUAGUUAGACUGUUUUAACAAUUUAAUCUGUUUCUAUUUAUUACGCGUCACUUACAAUUUACAAUUUUCAAAGUAUGUUGUAGCGAAAGGGUUGACGCGUUAACUGCCACCGAUAGAUAAUUAAAACACCGCAGUUGCAAUUGUUCCAAUUUUCGAUCGAAGCGUUCUACCCAGAAUUUUACGUAACUUUAGCUGUUUUCUACCAAUUGUGAAAUAUGAAAUUUGUACGACAGUUAACGCGUUUAGUUACUCUGUCCAUUCCGCGCGCAUAACGUUAGUUAGCAUAGGACGUUUAAGUUUCGGUCUCGCGUUGUUCCAAGUCGACUCCCACGCAAAACCCACUGAAAUUUCUCCGCUCAUUCACGAUCCAUGAUACUCGUUCGCGAACAAAAUCACAAAACAUUAGAGAGAGAAAGGGAUCAAGCGAGACACGCGUAAUCUGCGAGUGUGUGCAUCGUCACGUGCGUCACCGAUCAAAAAUUAUCGGCUAAUAAACGAAAAGUAUCCAGAGAAUAAAACGUAGAGAAAAGUGUUCAGACAAAAACUCGAAGACAACUGAAAAUGAUUGGAAAAACCGGUGCCGUUUUGGGCUCGCUUUCACGUAAUGCUACUAUUACUAAUCUAAGUCUAUACAUGUAUUGUGUAUAAUGGAUUUAAGGACUCGAUAUAACAUAGGAAAGACUCUCCUUUGUAAAUAGUUGAACACUCGUCGAGGCAUUAGGGAUUUGCGAACAUUGCGGAUGAAUGAAGUUUAUCGAUAAUGUGGUAUAUAAAAGUCUAUAUAUAUACAUAUAAAUACAUACAAACACACAGACAGACACACAAUGCGUUACGCGUAUCCCGGCUGCAUUUAAUUUUUACUUUCGAAAUGUCGGAUAUCGCCGUGAACGAAGAUGGCCGAGCGCGAAACAAUUCUGUCACGGCAGCUCGAACGAAGAUACUUUCUCGUUUUGUCGUAUAUAUUAUACGUAUGUGCGAAACGAACGGGAACAAACGGUCGGUCGAUCGAUUUCGAGUGAACACGAUGUUCUUCAAAGUCGAUACACUUUUUAGCACACGGAGACCGUUCAACGACGUUUUUCAUUUUAACGAGCGUUGUUUUUUUGUAUAGUAGCCGGCUGUUACCCUGCGAAUAUUCUAUAUUGUACAUGUUUAUACGUUCCCUGUUAUGUUUGUUGUAUAUUUCUAAAAAAUAGGUCUGUAUAAAUGUUUCGAUUUUCGUACGAGCGUAAGAAAGACGGGAUUUUUAGAGUACUUUUCUGGUUCAUCGUUUCGUCACAUUUUUAUCGGCCAGAUAAUACUUCUCUUUCUCAUCCUUUCUCUUUUACAUUCGAUGCUAAUCUUUUCUAUUCAUGUUCGUUUCGUUACGAAGUAUGACGAACCAACGCGAUCAUAUCAAGUUAGUGGUAUCGAGUGAACAGUGCUGAAUCGAUAGUUUUUCUCUUUUUAUUCGUUUCGUUGUGUUUCUUUAUUCAAAUUCUAUCGUCGUGAAAUUGUAAAGCGUGUUAAGAAUGAAUUUAUUUUCUUCUCUGGAAUCGAGCUUAUUACGGUUAAUAAAGAUGUUUUUUCGCGUCGCACGUGUUCACUCAAAAUGUUUCGCGAUGUCGAAUUUCAAUCGUUUCGAGCAUCGUCGAUCGCGAUCAUUGGAACACGGGAGAAUCUAUUUUUUAAAGAGUCACGUUAUAUACAAGAACAACACGAAUUGGAAAUUAUUCUCGUCGCUUAGAUCGGAUCUCGACGCGUCGGAUUCGUCGAUGAAUUUUUCAGUAUUAUUCUGUGCCGCAUGAAAGAAAAAAACAAAUAAAGAAAAGAAAACGAGGAAGUUCUUAAACGCGAUCCGAGCUCCUUAUUAGAUCAAUGAAAAUUUCCUAGGAACAUUAUCGUCUCUGGAUUAUUUGAUUAAGUAUUGUAUGAUAAGUUGCCUUGUAAAAAUGUACCGAUUUUACCGAAGAAAUUAAAUGUGUUACUGAAAGAAAACCCAACAAUCUCUCUGGAACUGUUUCCAUCGACCUUUUUUUUUUCUUAAACGAAAAAGAAAAAGAAAGGUAGCGGGCAAUAGCAAUUUAUCGAUUAUAAGUAGAGUGUAAUUUGUAAGUAACACGAGAAAUUAUCAUUUUUCACCUGUACUUUCUUUGUAUAAGACUGACAUCGUUUGUAUAUGCUUAAAUAUGAUGUUGUUAGGGUACGUCGAGGUUUAUACACGUAAAUUAAAUGUGUCUACGAUUAAUAUGUGUUUUAGAAUCACAGGAAAAAAGAACCUUAUAUCAUACUGUACAUACAACACUUAAGGAGGUCGCAUUUUCUAGUUCGAAUUAAGCAUUUAGAGUUUAAGUCUUUAUCUAAUAGAAUCGUCUUGAGAAGAGUAUACAUACUUAAUAAAAAGAAAACAGCAAUUCGUGAACAAGAGGAUUCAAAGCUGUCUAAACUGUUUGUUUCCGAACUCCUUGUUUAUCAUAUUUAAAAUAAAACAACUGCAAA